AUGCAGGCAGCGCCGACAGUGAUGGCGGCGAUGCUGGUGCAAGUGGCAGGGGCGACGGCAACAUGGCGAGCUCAUCCCUUCUCUCCUCACUCAGUGUACAUGAAAGACCCUUCUCUGCUCCCUCUCCCUACCUCCUCUCCGUUCCACUCGUUGUCUUGGCGCUCGUCGGACCUGCGGCUCAGGGGUGGCGGGGUGCCGAGCUUAUCCUCGCAAGCCUCACGAUUCGCAAAGUUCUACAGUGAAGACGGUCUGACUGAUCUGCCGAUGAAUGCUUCCUUUGCCAUGGGCUCCGGGAGCGGCGACGAAUACCAGGAGCAGGACUCUGCUUGUGAGGGAGAGCUGAACGCGUGGGAAGUUGGAAAGCUGCAACUGGAAGCAUGCCAGGACAUCAUGGAUGACUGUUACGACCGGUGGAUAAGACCAUGUGUAGAAGAACUCGAGAACAGAAUCUUUGAAGGAGAGGAGGAGGCAGCGCGGAAGGGAGAGUUCCGCCCCUACAACUUCUUUGCCAAGGAAGCCACCUCGAUCAUUCAGAAGUGCAAGAUCGUGAUAGACAAGGCGGUGAAGGACCUGCAGACGCGGCUCGAGGUCAUUCAGUUCAGUGCGGUGAGGGGAGGGCAACCAGUCAGCAGCAUCGAGUUUGAAGACUUCAACGUGGACCUCAAGCACGUCCGCCACCUGACCGUCGAGUCCCAUCGAGAGCUGCAUGCCACCACCGACAGGAACAUGGACAGGCUGUGGCAGCAGCAAAAGGCAGUGAUCAAGGACUACUACGUGGAGAUGUUUGAGCGAGGGAUCGAGAAUCUCAUCGCUGGUUCACGGCAGUUCAACAAGACCUCGUCCAAGCUGGCGAAGAAGAUCUACAAGCAGUGCGAGCACGAGCUGAAGUUGUCUGUGCCCAAGAACGGGAAACCGAGUUUCUGGAACUACACGCAGGACCUUGACGACAUGAAAGAAGCGAUGAUGGCGUUGAUUCAAGCCAGACGGCGAGAAGCAGGACUGGACGAUCUUGUUAGCUACUUCAGUGAGCUGGUAGAGCUGGACGAUGGUCAGCGAAUGUUCUCAAGAAAAUGGUGGAAGAAUCUAUUGAUCCGAGGAGUGAUCACCUAUUUCCAGAUCUGUCAGUCGGCCUGGGCGUACAGGAAGGCGAGGAGGAUCAUGCUCCCGCCGAGGUUCUCCAAGGCAUGGAUGGCUGCCGUGUUCCUGCCUUGGACCUUCUCGCCCGUCACCCUGGGAGACGUUCGGCCUCUCGUCCCAGAAGUUGUGGAGACAGCAGCAGCGGAGAGGAGGGAGAACACAGGAGGUGAUGGGGAAGGACAGGACGAGACCCACGAAGCUGCAGCGCAAGCACAGCAUGAGAAGCCAGAGGAUGGAAAGGAACGAGCGACUGAGGUCAGGGAGAAGGAGAAGCAGGUGGAGGAGAAGGCGGCGGCUGGUGAGGGCAAGGAGCACAAGGAUGCGGAUCAUGGAGGCUCGACGGAGCAAGAAAUCGAGUGA
This is a messenger RNA of Guillardia theta CCMP2712, 1497 nucleotides long. RefSeq lists its product as hypothetical. The record is from RefSeq and is a predicted model, not a curated record. Lineage: Eukaryota; Cryptophyceae; Pyrenomonadales; Geminigeraceae. The transcript is spliced from 9 exons. Bases 1 to 1497 code for a protein of 498 amino acids.